Messenger RNA from Seminavis robusta, 1083 nucleotides. The record is from the annotation of a GenBank genome assembly. Lineage: Eukaryota; Bacillariophyta; Bacillariophyceae; Naviculales; Naviculaceae.
AUGCCACCAACCUAUAACCCCUCCGGUCGCAAAUUCGUAUUCACCCUCCACAACUGGACUAACACCGAUUGGAGUUAUCUAAAAAACCUCUGCGAGACCCGCGAUGACCUCACCUUUAUGAAGGUCGCACAAGAGAACGGAAAAGAAGAAUCCCCACACCUCCAAGGGUGCGUCGUCUUCGACCGCAACUUCAAACAGAGAGAGUCAAAAGUAUCUAAAAUUCUAAUGGGUCCGAAUAAGGACACAGCCCUUCCAGACCCUAACAAACCCGGCCAACCCCUAGGCCACCACUACCACGUAAAAGUAAUGCAAGGCACCUUCAAACAGGCAGCUGACUAUUGCGGCAACCUAGAUAAGGAAGGUGAAUGCCCCAUAUAUGUCUAUGGUACACUACCUGACUCCGUCCAAGGUGAACGCACAGACUUCAAGGCAGCUCAAACAAUCAUAAAGGAGAAGGCAAAGGCAGGCUGUAAGCUUGUUGGUCCGGAUGGCAUAUCAGAGCUCCUUCCCCGUUUCUGGGCACAGCACGAACAGUGGGUGCGCAGUCUUUACACCCGUUACUUGGAAUCCGGAACUAAUUUCUUUGAAAACAACACCCUGUUCAAAUGGCAACAAGACCUAGUAUCCUACCUCAAUGACCACGAUCCCGAUCCCCGUAAGAUUCUGUUCAUCGUCGAUGAAAAAGGCAACGGAGGCAAAUCUGAAUUAGUUAGAAACAAGAAGUGGCUGUUUCCCGGCAAAGAUGUAUUCACCAUCCCCCCAAAAGACACAGUGUCAAUGGCCUCACUAUUCCCUGAUAACGGAACGGAUAUCGUCCUCUUUGAUUGCCCCCGCAAGAAGCAACACGAUCUUGCUUAUGAUUUCCUAGAAAACCUCAAAGACGGCAGAAUCGUCCAAACCAAAUACCAACCAAUCACCAAAACCUUCCCUAUUCCCCACGUUGUCAUCCUCAUGAAUCGUAUACCAAGACUAGGUAAAUCAUACCUGUCUGCGGACCGCUACAUCAUCAAAGAAAUUGAAUUAGAACCCGAAGAAAGUGCCAAACUUGAAGCACAACAAGCAGAUACCCUCCAGACUAUCUGA